Messenger RNA from Larimichthys crocea (large yellow croaker), 1343 nucleotides. It is a transcript of the gene nots, whose product is annotated as nothepsin. The record is from RefSeq and is a predicted model, not a curated record. Gene Ontology annotation, molecular function: aspartic-type endopeptidase activity. The transcript is spliced from 9 exons. Bases 57 to 1280 code for a protein of 407 amino acids. Lineage: Eukaryota; Metazoa; Chordata; Actinopteri; Sciaenidae. Gene Ontology annotation, biological process: proteolysis.
UCGCCUGCCAAUCACCAGUCUGAAAGACAGACAGACUCGUGGACAGACAGACAGACAUGUUGAGGCUGGUGUUGCUGUUGUUGAUGUGGACAUGGACGAGCUCAGCGCUGGUCAGGGUCCCUCUGAGGCGGAUGAGUUCGAUUCGUACUCAGCUGCGAGCUGAUGGCCGGCUGCACGAGUUCCUGAAGGAACACCGCCCCGACAUGUUUAACCGGCGCUACGCUCAGUGCUACCCGCCCGGUACGCCAUCACUGCGGCUCGGACGCUCCACCGAGAAAAUCUACAACUUCAUGGACGCUCAGUAUUACGGUGAAAUCACUUUGGGGACUCCAGAGCAGAACUUCUCUGUGGUUUUCGACACCGGUUCAGCGGACCUCUGGGUGCCGUCAUCCUACUGUGUCAGCCAAGCAUGUGCGUUGCACAAGCAUUUCAGGGCAUUUGAGUCAACUUCGUUUCAUCAUGACGGUCGGACGUUUGGCAUUCACUACGGAUCAGGACACCUGCUGGGAGUCAUGGCCAGAGACACACUGAAGAUCGGGGAUCUGAAAGUCCUGAACCAGGAGUUUGGGGAGUCAGUCUACGAGCCUGGUUCUGUAUUUGUAAUGGCAAGGUUUGACGGUGUCCUGGGGAUGGGUUACCCGUCCCUGGCAGAGAUCCUUGGGAACCCUGUUUUUGACAGCAUGUUGGCCCAGAAGACAGUGGAUGAGCCAGUCUUCUCCUUCUACCUCAGCAGGAAAACAAGAAGCAGCAACCCAGAAGGGGAACUACUGCUGGGCGGAAAAGACGAGUCAUUGUAUACAGGACCAAUCAACUGGGUCCCUGUGACUGCUAAGGGAUACUGGCAGAUUAAGAUGGACAGUGUUGCAGUGCAGGGUGCAAGCUCAUUUUGUCCUCAUGGUUGCCAGGCGAUUGUAGAUACUGGAACCUCCCUUAUUGCCGGGCCGACCUAUGACAUCAUCAGCCUUCAGCAGCUGAUUGGAGCCACACCCACAAACAUAGGAGAGUACCUUAUUGACUGUGCCAGGUUGUCCAGUUUGCCUCAUGUGACAUUCGUCCUGGGAGGAACAGAGUACACACUGACUGCUGAGCACUACGUUAGGAAGGAGAUGCUUGGCGACAGGGAGUUGUGCUUCAGUGGGUUUCAGGCUGUGGACAUUGUUUCCGCUGAAGGCCCUCUGUGGAUUCUGGGAGAUGUAUUUCUGUCAGAGUUCUACAGCAUCUUCGACAGAGGACAGGACCGCGUCGGCUUUGCCCGUGCUAAGCAUGCAACCGAAGGCUAACCCAUUGGUUAUAAAUAACAGACACAACUGUGUGAUCAAUAAAUACGAUAAAACUGAAAAUAC